Messenger RNA from Pseudo-nitzschia multistriata, 998 nucleotides. The record is from the annotation of a GenBank genome assembly. NCBI's taxonomy places the organism in Eukaryota, Bacillariophyta, Bacillariophyceae, Bacillariales, Bacillariaceae.
CGAUCGAUCAUUAGAUACACAAGUUGUACUAGUCUUUUGGCUUGUCGAGAACCCAACUACUGUAGCUUUCUGUUCCAUUCCUCCUCUUGCAUCGUUUCGAAUCACAUCGCCAUGACAAAAAACAGAUCAAUCCGCUCGUUCGUCACGUUCCGGUCGACACUCACUGCCAUUGUGUUCGUCUGGUGCUGUGCCCAUUCCGAGGCAUUCCAGGCGACACCCAACCAAAAACCCGCGCUCUCGUCUCUCGCUCCGGCCGCCACGGCCGCAACCACCCUGGCGGUGCUGCUGACGCUGGGAACCCCCCUGGAACCCGCCUUUGCCGCCUCGAAGGAAAGCCCGACGGCGGGCCGGAUCACCAUCAACCAGAUCCCACCCAAGACGGUCCGCAUCGAGGCCCGGGACCUGCCCGUCGUGGGGAAAUUGGUGUCGGGCACCUACGCCAGGGUCGACGAAAGCUCCGUGGCUGGUCCCCCUUCCGUCAUCGUAUCCUCGCCCCGGGACACGAUCGGGGCGAUCAAGAAGGCCACCACCGGCGGGCACGUGGAGUUCGACGUGGGUGGAAGCGUGGGCCUCCGCACCCACCUGGACGUGGACAUUGCCGCCGAAAAAUCGGGGGUGGCGAGCGUCCGGGUCGCGUCGGACCUGAUCCCGCAGCUGCCCUUCCGCAACGCCGCGUCGUCGUUGUACGGACAGCCUGGCAGGAAGGAAAGCCAGUGGAACAUCGUCACCAACAUGGGAAGCGGAGAGUCGUACUACUUCAAUACAAAAACAGGCGUCACGCAGUACGAACAGCCAAGUAAAUUUUAGUAACAGCAGGUACUCUUUAUCCGCGAUUUGCAACUAAUAAGGCUUAUAGUCCUUGUCUAUUUGGGAUAGAUAUUAGCACAUUCGUAGGAACAACAAGGAUUGUAGUUAGUAGUUGCUAGAAUUGUUGAUAGUUCCGUUGCUUCUACUAGUACUAGUCCAGUACCAAAAGAAAAUAUAACUAAAAAUACAAC